Closterium sp. NIES-65 is the source of this 1161-nucleotide messenger RNA. The record is from the annotation of a GenBank genome assembly. Lineage: Eukaryota; Viridiplantae; Streptophyta; Zygnematophyceae; Desmidiales; Closteriaceae.
AUGACCCCGCCCCAUUCUCCCGUUUUCCAUCACCCCUCCCCAUUCUCCCUCUUUCUAUCACCCCGCCCCAUUCUCCCUCUUUCCAUCACCCUUCCCCAUUCUCCCGCUUUCUAUCACCCCGCCCCAUUCUCCCGCUUUCCAUCAUCCCCCUCCAUUCUCCCCCUUUCCAUCACCCCGCCCAAUUCUCCCUCUUUCCAUCAACCCUCCCCAUUCUCCCUCUUUCCAUCACCCCGCCCCAUUCUCCCGCUUUCCAUCACCCCGCCCCAUUCUCCCUCUUUCCAUCACCUCGCCCCAUUCUCCCGCUUUCCAUCACCCCGCCCCAUUCUCGCUCUUUCUAUCACCCCUCACUAUUCUCCCGCUUUCCAUCACCCCGCCCAAUUCUCCCUCUUUCUAUCACCCCUCCCCAUUCUCCCUUUUUCUAUCACCCCGCCCCAUUCUCCCGCUUUCCAUCACCCCGCCCCGUUCUCCCUCUUCUCAUCACCCCGCCCCAUUCUCCCUCUUUCCAUCACCCCGCCCCAUUCUCCUGCUUUCCAUCACCCCGCCCCAUUCUCCCUCUUUCCAUCACCCCGCCCCAAUCUCCCGCUUUCCAUCACCUCGCCCCAUUCUCCCUCUUUCCAUCACCCCGCCCCAUUCUCCCUCUUUCCAUCACCCCGCCCCAUUCUCCCGCCUUCCAUCACCCCGCCCCAUUCUCCCUCUUUCCAUCACACCGCUCCAUUCUCCCGCUUUCCAUCACCCCGCCCCAUUCUCCCGCUUUCCAUCACCCCGCCCCAUUCUCCCUCUUUCCAUCACCCCGCCCCGUUCUCCCGCUUUCCAUCACCCUGCCCCAUUCUCCCUCUUUCCAUCACCCCGCCCCAUUCUCCCACUUUCCAUCACCCCGCCCCAUUCUCACACUUUCCAUCACCCCGCUCUAUUCUGCCGCUUUCCAUCACCCCGCCCAAUUCUCCCUCUUUCUAUCACCACUCCCCAUUCUCCCUCUUUCCAUCACCCUGCCCCAUUCUCCCGCUUUCCAUCACCCCGCCCCAUUCUCCCGCUUUCCAUCACCCCGCCCCAUUCUCCCGCUUUCCAUCACCCCGCCCCAUUCUCCCGCUUUCCAUCACCCCGCCCCAUUCUCUCGCUUUCCAUCAACCCGCCCCUUUCUCCCUCUUUCCAUCACCCUGCCCC